This is a messenger RNA of Nicotiana attenuata, 1829 nucleotides long. Its product is annotated as probable protein phosphatase 2C 27. Gene Ontology annotation, biological process: protein dephosphorylation. The record is from RefSeq and is a predicted model, not a curated record. Gene Ontology annotation, molecular function: cation binding; protein serine/threonine phosphatase activity. NCBI's taxonomy places the organism in Eukaryota, Viridiplantae, Streptophyta, Magnoliopsida, Solanales, Solanaceae. Bases 389 to 1543 code for a protein of 384 amino acids. The transcript has 4 exons.
AAAUAAAAAAAAUCUACACCUAAAAACCUCCAAAAACAAAAAAGAAAAAGCCCCUUCUGUUUCAUUGCUUUCACAGUAAUAAUACAGCUAUAACCACACUUUUUCUUAGAAAAAAUCUGGAAAACUCAAGUUUCCAUUUGUCUCUCUUCUAUAUUGUUAUUACUACUAUUUUGCAUUAAACAGUAUAUAUAUAAUCUUGAGAUUAAUUAUCAUCACAUCACAUAUUCCAAGAAUCUUCUCCUCAAUUUCCAAUUCUUGAUAUAUAUAUUCUCUGCUUCAUAAAGUUUUCAACUUGCAGAAAAUAAAGUGAAAAAAAAUUCCAAUUUGAUUCUCAAAAAAAAAAAAAAAAAUGGUUAUUAUUUUGUUUGCUAAAACUGAUUAAAAAGAAAUGUGUGUACAAGAGUCAGAGGAAGUGAGUGAGAAAAUGGAGAAUUUGGAUAUUUCAAAGAGUGAUGAUAAUGUAAAGAUUGGAUCUUUACAAGUAGAAGAUGAAUUGGGAAAUACCCAAAAAGAGAAUUGUGAAAAAAACACAUCUUCUAGUCUUGCUGUGAUCAGAAAUUCUUUCCCAAUGGAAAGCAUUUCUGAGGAUACAACUAUUGCAGACCGUAAGCAGAUACUCUUCAAUAAAUUCCUCCCUACUCUUAGAUCUGGAGAGUGGUCCGAUAUUGGAGGUCGUCUUGAUAUGGAAGAUACUCAUAUUUGUAUUGCGGACCUGGCUAAGAAUUUUGGUCAAAGUAUUCUUGGUGAGGAGGAGGCUGUCUCUUUUUAUGGAGUCUUUGAUGGCCAUGGUGGGAAGGGAGCAGCACUCUUUGUUCGUGACUUCUUACCAAGAAUCAUUGUUGAGGAUGCAGAUUUCCCUUUGAAACUUGAGAAAGUGGUCAGUAAAUCUUUUUUGGAGACAGAUGCUGCUUUUGCCAAGUCAUGCUCCGCUGAUUCUGCCUUUUCCUCGGGCACAACUGCACUCACUGCUAUGAUAUUUGGAAGAUCAUUACUCGUGGCAAAUGCUGGCGAUUGUCGAGCAGUACUCUCUCGAGGUGGAUUGGCUAUAGAAAUGUCAAAGGAUCACAGACCUUGUUGUGUCAGUGAAAGAACACGUGUCGAGUCCUUGGGUGGAUUCGUCGAUGAUGGUUAUUUGAACGGACAGUUAGGCGUGACCCGGGCAUUGGGUGACUGGCACAUUAAGGGACUGAAGGAAGUCGAAAAGGGUGGGCCAUUGAGUGCUGAACCUGAACUAAAACUGCUUACAUUAACAAAGGAAGACGAGUUCUUGAUCAUCGGUAGUGAUGGGAUAUGGGAUGUUUUCAGAAGCCAAAAUGCAGUGGAUUUUGCCCGAAGGAGACUGCAAGAACACAACAACGCAAAAUUAUGUUGCAAGGAAGUCGUGGACGAGGCCAAAAAACGUGGUGCUAUCGACAACUUAACGGUAGUCAUGGUAUGUUUUCACUCUGAACCACCACCACCUAUUGUAUUCCAAAGAUCAAGAAUUAGGAAGUGUAUAUCUGCAGAAGGACUUCAGAAUCUGAGAUCUUUACUCGACGGGUAGCGCUGUCGCGUGCAAUUACCACUUUGGGCUUUAGGAAAUGUAUAAUGCCAGUUACUACAUUCUUCUGGAGUACAUUGUAAAUACCUCAGAGGUAGGAUAUGUUCUACCUUUUAAUGCUCCAAUUUAGAAUUCAAGCAGAUGGAAUAAAAGCUUGAGGGAGAAAUGAGCAAGCCAAGGAACCAAAAUUUUUGUAAAUAUAUCAUUCUUCAAUUGUAUGCUCUCUUUACACUAAAGGGCACAUAUCUGAACUUCAAUUUUCUAGUAAUAUAAACUUUAGAUUUAUCUA